UAUCAGUACGCGGUGACGCGGCUUUAGAAGUGGUUGUGUAUAAAAUAUUUUCAUCGAAUAUCAAGAAUUGUAUUGUAACAAUGAUUAAAAAUAAUGUGGUUUACGGAGGACCGGUCCUUAAGGUGGACGCCCAUUUGUCUUUCGGACAAUAUAUUAUAGACAGGUUACAAGAUAACAGUCAAGAAGAAGACGCAGUAGCACUGAUUAACGGUGAAACAGGAAACAAAACAACAUUUAAAGAAAUACUCCAAGAAACCGUUAACGCUGCAACCGGAAUGAAAAAAAUUGGGGUGAAGCGUGGAGAUGUCAUAGCAUUCUGUGGCGAAAAUAUAAAUGAAUUCUUUAUAGGUAUCUUGAGCACUAUUUGCUGUGGUGCCACUGUUACAACAUUGAAUGUAAUGUACUCGGAAGAUGAAAUCAAUCACGUUUUGAACAUAUCAAAACCAAGUAUGAUAUUUGGUUCUGAAAUAGCAUUCAAAAGAAAUUUAGGUGUUUUCAAAUCACUACCCUUCAUCAAAAAUUUUGUACAAUUGAACGGCAGUCCAGUGGAGCGGGGAAUCCAGACAUUCAACUCGUUAUUGCUGCCAACCGAUCCUAAUAUGUACGAGCCGGCACUAGAGGCCCGUGGCGAUGACACAGCAUUCAUUCUAUAUUCUUCAGGCACAACUGGUCUGCCUAAAGGAGUAAUGCUAACACAUCUCAACGCUUUGUAUACUUCAGAAGUUUUUGAGCACGGUGAAUUGAAUGUUGUUGAUAAAAGUUGUUACACUUUGCUUACCAUCGUGCCAUGGUAUCAUGCGUAUGGAUUGAUGUCAACUAUAAAUAAUGUACUUUUAAAGAAUACUUCGGUUUAUUUGUCUGGUUUUAAUCCUUUGCAGUACUUGAAGUGUAUUCAAGAUUAUAAGGUCAAUGUUUUAUUAGUUGUUCCGCCUAUAGUCGUGUUUUUAGCGAAGGCUCCAAUUGUAGGAAAAUUUGAUUUAUCUUCAGUUAACAAAAUAUGGUGUGGUGCCGCUCCUCUUAAUUCGGAAACUAUUAAUGAAACUCUGAAAAGAUUGCCAAACUGUGAAGGAAUUUUCCAAGGAUACGGUAUGACGGAGACUUCUCUCGCGGCGACAAAAGAUAUAAACAAAGAUGAUGUUGUGCGCAAGUCUGGCAGUGGGGGUUAUGUUCUACCGGGCAUUCGUGCCAAGGUGGUAAAUAUAGAAACCCGUGAAAGAUUGGGACCGUAUUGCGAAGGUGAAAUUUGCUUCAAAGGACCCGUUAUAAUGAAAGGCUAUGCAAAUAACAAAAAAGCAACUGCUGAAAUAACUGACGAUGAAGGGUAUCUAAAUACUGGAGACAUCGGAUACUACGAUGAUGACGGCUGCUUCUUCGUUGUGGAUCGACUGAAAGAACUCAUCAAAUACAAAGGACACCAGGUAGCCCCAGCAAUGAUAGAGCGCGUACUGCUGCAACACAGCGACGUGUUAGAGUGCGGAGUGGUGGGAGCGCCCGACGAGUUGGCUGGCGAGCUGCCCACCGCCUUCGUAGUGCCCAAGCCUGACGUCACGCUCACAGAAAGAGAACUGCUAGACUUUACUAAUGAACGGUUGUCAUCUACAUCAAGACUUCACGGUGGUAUUAUUUUCGUCAAAGAAAUACCAAAAAACGCGUCGGGAAAAAUACUGCGGCGUGUACUCAAACAAAGAAUUGCAGAAAUGAAGAAAAGCAAAUUAUAAUUGAAGUCACUUCAGUGGUCAAUUUUAUUCUGUAAUAUAAUUUGUGGACUAUCUUCUCUCUGAUCAAAGGGAUAUAAAAACUAUCAUUAUCCUCUUCAGUGACAUUGGCACAAAUUAUUUAUAUUUUUGUCUCUACGCUAAAUGGCCACAUUUUAUUACCUAUAAGUGGGCAUAAUUUUCCUAAUAAAUAUUCACUAUUUCUUCUAGUUAUUG
Messenger RNA from Bombyx mandarina (wild silkworm), 1931 nucleotides. RefSeq names its product luciferin 4-monooxygenase-like. Gene Ontology annotation, molecular function: CoA-ligase activity. NCBI's taxonomy places the organism in Eukaryota, Metazoa, Arthropoda, Insecta, Lepidoptera, Bombycidae. The record is from RefSeq and is a predicted model, not a curated record.